Leptosia nina is the source of this 543-nucleotide messenger RNA. The record is from the annotation of a GenBank genome assembly. Lineage: Eukaryota; Metazoa; Arthropoda; Insecta; Lepidoptera; Pieridae.
AUGUUGAUAUCGGCGGGCACUGGCCCCACACCUGACUUCUCACCGGCUUCGUGUUGCGCGUCCUGGAAGAUGGAGCCGGCGCCGGCAGCCAUCUCGCAAACGCUCAACAUUUCGCCCAAUGUUCCAGUGUCGCCGUCAUCGUCGGGUGGUUCGACGUCUUUGUAUCCAGGUGGCGCGUCACAUCCGCUCUCGUCACUUCUUUCGCAACAGCGGCUGCUCGAGCUGUCGCGUUUCGGGCUCAGGCACUACGACAUCGCUCAUCAUGUGCUGUCUCAGCAAGGUGCUGUUACCAAGCUUCUUGGUACUCUUCGGCCGCCAGGUCUGAUCGGGGGAAGUAAACCGAAAGUGGCAACACCAGCCGUCGUUUCCAAGAUAGAGCAAUACAAGCGUGAAAACCCAACGAUCUUCGCGUGGGAGAUUCGAGAGCGGUUGAUUUCCGAAGUGCGCAAUACCGGUGCACCGCGGCUCGCGAUCGUCUUGAAUUACAAAGCGUGUGGUGCUCUUGCGUGUUCCAACUUCCAACUUCGCCUUGCUUUUGUGUAA